AUGUUUAAAUUACUGAAUCGCCAUGGGCGACGGAGUGCAGUUAUGAAUUUGUUUACUGAGAGGUUUGAGGUUAGCAAAGCUAAAGUUUAUUACGUAUAUUCUUCAGCUGGAUCUAUAAGAUUUCAAUCAACGGGUAUAAGCGAUACUGGCAAAACGAAUAUUUUGUCUGAGAGUAUACCAGAACCACCUCCUGUACCAGACCCUUCAACUCUUGUUGACUUAACUGAAACAGUACAGUCGCUUGCAGCUAAUGGAGAGCCUACAUUUGCAAGCCUUGGUCUUGGCGGUUGGAGCCCGGUUGGAUUAGUACAAAAUUGUCUUGAGUACUUACAUGUUUCCUUAGAUAUUCCGUGGUGGGGCGCUAUUCUCAUAGGCACAGUAGUAGUUCGAGUAGUCAUGUUUCCACUCGUUAUUAUGUCUCAAAAAAAUACAGCGCGCAUGAAUAAUAACUUACCCGAAAUUCAGCUAUUGCAACUGAAAAUGACUCAAGCAAGACAGACUGGUAAUCAGCUUGAAGCUGCUCGUUAUGCUCAAGAAAUGAUGGCCUUUAUGAAAGAAAAAGGAUUGAAUCCCUUAAAAAAUGUGUUAGUACCAUUGGCGCAGGCUCCCUUGUUUAUUUCAUUCUUUAUGGGCUUAAGAGGAAUGGCAAAUUGUCCAGUUGAGAGCAUGACAUAUGGUGGACUUGCAUGGUUCAUGGAUUUAACUGUACCUGACCAAUUUUUUUUACUACCUCUCAUAACUAGUGCAACAAUGUGGGCUACAAUUGAGCUUGGUGUUGAUGGUGCCCGUCUUGAUGCACAAAAUAUGCAAAUGAUGAGAUAUUUCCUUCGAGCAAUACCUAUUGUAAUGAUUCCUUUUACUAUACAUUUUCCUGGUGCCAUUCUAGUUUACUGGUGUUCCAGUAACUUUAUAUCCCUCCUACAAGUUGGUGUACUAAAAGUACCUGCAGUCCGAGAUUACUUUAAAAUUGAAAAAUUAAUGAAGCACUCACCAGAUACACUACCUAUCAAGAAAAAAGGUUUUCUUUCUGGAGUCAAAGAGUCAUGGACUAAUAUUAAACUUUCAAAAGAAUUAGCAGAGAGGCAAAGAAUUGAUGAAAUGAUCUUCACUAAAGCUGGCAAAGGACCACUACAAAAAACAUAUAAAUUUGACCCCACUAAGAUGACAACUAUCCAAGCAAAGCAAAAAUAG
Molecule: messenger RNA, 1191 nt
Organism: Arctia plantaginis
Lineage: Eukaryota; Metazoa; Arthropoda; Insecta; Lepidoptera; Erebidae
Source: the annotation of a GenBank genome assembly